AUGGAAAAGGAGAAGAAACGGUCGAAGCUCGUUCGCCGAGGGCGAAACAAAGACAGCCCAAGCAACACUUGCGCUACAGUCAACCCACCGACACGUCGAGUGGCCGUCAACACAGGCGGCCAGUGGCCUCAGACCUCCUCAGACCUCGAACCAUAUCAGGCAAACAGCCUGUCAGGAUCCGUUUUCACCAAUCACCCCGCACCUGGUAGCCCGCCAGUGACCAAGCCUAUGAUCCUCACCGGGAUCCCCCAAGUCAGCCUCAACGAAGUGCAUAACGGUGAGCAAACAGCAGACAGCAAUUCGACCCAGACCGCCACAUUCCACGUCGCGAUGAGGAGAGACAAUGACAUGGAAAAGAUUCUGUCGAAUCAGGCCAGGGGUUUUGAAUUUCAUGAUGUCAGCAUGUACCCCGCCAGUUCAGACCUCUGCCCAUUCACGUUCGACCAGAAUGUCAGCGCAUUGAUCCGGAUCGACAAGGGGCUAGUCCAUCAACGGCUCCUUAAUCCCGAGCACCUGUUAUCUCAGCCAUCAGGCAUCAUGCGAUAA
This is a messenger RNA of Diaporthe amygdali, 546 nucleotides long. RefSeq lists its product as uncharacterized. The transcript is spliced from 2 exons. Bases 1 to 546 code for a protein of 181 amino acids. NCBI's taxonomy places the organism in Eukaryota, Fungi, Ascomycota, Sordariomycetes, Diaporthales, Diaporthaceae. The record is from RefSeq and is a predicted model, not a curated record.